This is a messenger RNA of Aspergillus calidoustus, 2496 nucleotides long. NCBI's taxonomy places the organism in Eukaryota, Fungi, Ascomycota, Eurotiomycetes, Eurotiales, Aspergillaceae. The record is from the annotation of a GenBank genome assembly.
AUGGAGCCGUCAAUCGACUUGAUAAUCUCAGAGAAAGAAUCCAAGGAAGUGCUUCAUGAGCCCGCAGACAUUCAUUUGAGCCCCGCCGCAUCCGAGGAGAAACUGCAAUUUCCAGGCAUUAAAGAGGAAACUGACGUUCUAGUUGACCGUGUCCCUACCCCCUCCUCAUUCCGGCGUUGGGUGAAUAGCUUGCGGCCGAAGAAGACGCCUCCUAUCUCUCAGCGAUUUAUCGAAGGAUGGCAGUUCAGCCCGCGAGGUAGCUACGACAAUGCAUACCUCUCGCCUCGCAAUGGGUCCCAGGAGCAAUGGGAGAAACAGUCCGGAAACUCUUCGCACCUCGGCACCAUGAAGACGACGACAGUCAGCGUGACCAGUCAAAGUGUCGUGAGGUCAAGACGCAACACGCAGAGCACCACCAAUCGAAGCGUGAAAUCAGAUAUUCGUACCUCAGUUGACAGCAUAAGGCCGGUGCUGAGUACACUAAUCGACGAGGAAGCCCAGAACCGCGCUCUAAGGAGACGACAAGUCCUCCAAGAAAUAAUCACAACCGAAUCGGACUAUAUAUUCGGCCUUAAAGCUCUCACGAACUUACUUCUAUACAUAGCAGCGCGCCCUGAAAUCUACCACAAUGUUCAACACAUUCGCGAGACCCACGAGACCUUUCUGAGACGGAUCCAAAGCUUGGUGCCCAGCUCGAAUCUAUCUCGAACAGAACUUGAAAGGAUAAUGCUCCAAGGGGUUCCGAAACGGUCUCUGCCUGUCGACCUUAGCAUCAAAGCCCUUCAACCUCGGUCGCUGAGAACCCGCAGUCUCAAGUCAUCUACCAACCGUCGUCUUACGGAGCUGGCCGCGGAAGCAAACGAGGCUUUAGUGGUUGCUCGAGAGAUUGGAAUUUUGUCAAAAUCCUUUGUUCAUUACAAGGAGUUCUGCGGAAACUAUGAACUACUGGUAGAAGAUACUGCCCUUUUACGCAAAUCGGUUCGAAACUGGCCAGAGUUUGAAUCAGGCAUCGAGGCUUUGACUAAAUCGGCAGCGUCCAUGGAAACUCGGACGCUCUACGAAAACAAAUCGCUGUGUCUGAAUGAUAUACUCAUAAAACCAGCCCAGCGUCUUUGCAAGUAUCCUCUUUUGCUCCAGGAACUGUUGAAAUGGACUCAUAUCCAAGACGACCCGUCCGUACAUGACGAGAUUCGACAAAUUCUGGAUAACGUUCGCCACGUACUUGCGGAUAUCAAUGAAGCCACGGCGGGCACCCUGGACAGGGACUUGAUACGCAAAACUUUCCUUCUCCAGGAGAUGGUUGACUCAAAAUCGACUGUUGUCAUCGACAUCUACAAACAAUUUGGGCCCAUGACUCUUUGCGGCGUUCUACACGUCACCUAUCAGGCAUCUCACCAGGUAACGGGAGCUUACAUGGUGUGUGUACUCUUCAAACAUCACUUUUUUCUCGCCAAAAUGAACGAUGAAUACCGAAAACUCCGCCCCCUUGCCUGUCUGUACAUCUCCGACGUGAGGAUCGACAGCUUGGCGAAUGGUAAAGGCCUUGAGUACUUUUGUAUCUUCUCUUGGAAGUUGCUUUUUCAGCGUCACGGCGAAAAGUUCGAACUCGUUUUGAGCGCCUCAUCCGCAACGGAAGAAAAGCAAUGGAAAACUGGAAUUCUCAAGUCGGUGGCGGCCUCGGUCGAUAAGCCUAAUGCAGUCUCCUCGGAACUGCGGGCGAGCUCGUUUGUAGCACUUGAUCUUGUUCCGAUUCCCGACACCUCGGACCUUACGCCUCAGUUGUCUCGACGACCCUCUUUACAAACCUUGGACAUGCCUCGGAUCCGGUCCAAGCUGCAACUACAGCCCAUAAUCAUCAAGAAGACCCAUUGCCCACAUAAGCAUGGUCAAACUCAACAAAUUGACGGCGAGCUAGAGCGCCCAAAAGUCCCGCCUCCAUUUCCGGCGCUCAUACUCACGGCCAGAAGGCAGGAUAGGAUUCGCCUGGAGCGAGCCAUUCUGCCUUUUUACACACGGGAUACGCUUCCAUACCCUGGUAUGUUUCUGGCGACUGGUGACAUACUAUUUGGCCCCGGUUCAAUCAUGAGGCAUUUGAGCCUCAGGGCCAAGCGAUACCGACGCUCUAGCUCUAUAAACCUACCCUUGCAGAACGUCAGCGAGCCUCAAGAUAUUGACAAGAUGGAGGAGAAAACCCAGUACAACAAAAAGCGGAAACGGCGUGACGCUUCGGAUGCUAGUCACAAUCUUGAUCCAGAAAAGGUCUGGUCACUACGCGGAGACAGCUCGAUUGAAUUCAUCGGUCGUUCUAAGACCCUAAGAGCGAAGACCAAUCCCAGGCGGACCAGCUUUAACACAAGCCCACAGCCUGUAUUGAAGAGGGACAAGAGCUCUGAGCACUCCGAGACUUCUCCUCGAAAAGGUAUUUGGUCGCUGUUCUAUUCUAUGUCGUUCCGAAGGUCAAAGAAGUCUGCUCGACCAAGCCUCAGUGGAGCAUGA